Oncorhynchus nerka (sockeye salmon) is the source of this 1785-nucleotide messenger RNA. RefSeq names its product C-type lectin domain family 4 member M-like. The record is from RefSeq and is a predicted model, not a curated record. Bases 1 to 1716 code for a protein of 571 amino acids. Lineage: Eukaryota; Metazoa; Chordata; Actinopteri; Salmoniformes; Salmonidae. The transcript has 7 exons.
AUGAGAGAACCCACUGGUGAUUCCCUGCCCCAAUGGAAUAUCAAAGAGUCUGUGGCGCGCAACGAGGCCGAGUUCUGGUGUUCUGUCCCUUGUCAAUCUUGUGUAUUUCCCUCAGUCAUUCAAAGAUCACAUGAACACAAAAGUAGACACAAAUACAACGCUGAUAAAGAGAAGGUUCUUCUGGUAAUAAUUUGUUCUUCAGUGUCUUGUCAGUGGUGGAAGAGAUACUCUGGAGCUGCUGCAGUGUGUCUGGGGCUGCUGUGUGUUCUCCUACUGGCUGGGAUCAUUGGCCUGUUUCUCUACCAGAGAAACCAAUUGACCAGUUCCAACACCCUGACCAAAGAGAGGGACCAGCUACAGACCUGUUCCAACACCCUGACCAAAGAGAGGGACCAGCUACAGACCUGUUCCAACACCCUGACCAAAGAGAGGGACCAGCUACAGACCAGUUACAACACCCUGACCAAAGAGAGAGACCAGCUACAGACCAGCUACAACACCCUGACCAAAGAGAGAGACCAGCUACAGACCAGCGGAAACAAUCUGACUGAAGAGAGAGACCAGCUACAGACUAGCAACAACACGCUGACCAAAGAGAGGGACCAAUUACAGACCAGUUACAACACCCUGACCAAAGAGAGAGACCAGCUACAGACCAGAUACAGCACCUUGACCAAAGAGAGAGACCAGCUACAGACCAGAUACAACACCCUGACGAAAGAGAGAGACCAGCUACAGACCAGUUACAACACCUUGACCAAAGAGAGAGACCAGAUACAGACCAGCUACAACACCCUGACCAAAGAGAGAGACCAGCUACAGACCAGCAACAAUACCCUGACCAAAGAGAGAGACCAGCUACAGAAAGAGACAGAACUGACUAAAGCAGGAAAUGUUCAACUUAUAGUGUGUCCUCGAGGAUGGAAGAAGCUUGGUAGCAGUUGUUAUUACGUCUCUACUGAGUACAAAUCCUGGGAGGAGAGCAGACAGGACUGCAGAAAUAGAGGAGCAGACCUGGUGGUCAUCAACAGCCAAGAACAACAGACCAUGGAUAUUGAUGAUCAUAUAUAUGCAAACGAAAGACCCAUCAAGUCCCAGAAGAAGGAUGGAGUUGGUGAUCAACAUUCAGUGUGGAAGAGACGUUUCCUAGCUGCUGCAGUGUGUCUGGGGCUGCUGUGUGUUCUCCUACUGGCUGGGAUCAUAGGCCUGUUUCUCUACCAGAGAAACCUAUUGAACAGUUACAACAACCUGACUGCAGAGAGAGACCAGCUACAGACCAGCUACAACAACCUGACCAAGGAGAGAGACCAGCUACAGACCUGUAAUAAAUAUGGCACAUGUCCCCAAGACUGGAUAAGGUCUUGCUGCAGUUGUUACUACAUCUCCACUAAUGAGAAAACGUGGGACGGGAGCAGAAAGGACUGUCAGGCGAGAGGAGCAAACCUGGUGAUCAUCAACAGCAGAGAGGAACAGGCUUUAAUCAAAGCAUUCAACAAAAGAGCCUGGUUUGGUCUGACGGACAUAGAAGUUGAGGGAACCUGGAGAUGGGUGGACGGCACACCACUGACCACAAGUUACUGGACCAAAGGGGAGCCAAAUGAUUUGCAAGAAGACUGCGCUUUGGUUGAUAACACUCAAAAUGACCCAGUAGUGGCUUGGAAUGAUGUGCCAUGUAACCACACAAAUAGUUGGAUCUGUGAAAGGCAGGUGUGUUAAGGCUAUCAAUAACAAUUAAUUUAGAGAAAAGCAUGACCCACAUUUAUAAAAUAAUGUUUUCUCUGACCA